Stereum hirsutum FP-91666 SS1 is the source of this 1086-nucleotide messenger RNA. RefSeq lists its product as uncharacterized. The transcript is spliced from 5 exons. The record is from RefSeq and is a predicted model, not a curated record. Lineage: Eukaryota; Fungi; Basidiomycota; Agaricomycetes; Russulales; Stereaceae. Bases 1 to 1086 code for a protein of 361 amino acids.
AUGUCUCUCGACUCGAAUUCUUUCCCCGGAGGUGUCCCUCAAAUAGGUUCAGUGGUGUCUGGGACUGAAAGUGUUUACACCCCGCUAUACCGCCUUCUGGAGCAGCUAGGAGCAGGAAGAAAGUCGACUUCCGCUCUCAGCCGCUCUUCAAGAUACUCCGGAAAGGCUGGGAGGCCCUGCAUAGUCAUGGAGCAGAACGACUACGAGGAUCGCUUAUUCCCUCAAAUUUGUAUCAUGGCCACAUUCGAAGGAGCCCACCCAUCAGAACUCACAGCAUUGCACCGAGACUUUAUCGUUCCUGUGUCCUCUUCCUCUUCGUCCUCUCACUCAUCAUCGUCCUCUGACGCUUCACAUGACAUCGACGAGAACGAAAUAUUAUUAUCCCCCCCUGUCGAAGGCGGUAACGGUCACAGGCAGUGGAUUGUAGCUUUUCCGUACAUGGCAUCAAAUCCCGUGAAGCCACGUCGCCGGAUGGAAGCUGCAGGCGGGCAUACAUCUUUUGCUUCUCCAGAAUCAAUCGCGUUACUGUACAGAAUUGCGAACCGCCGUAUGAACGUUUGGCAGGCAAGAUCCCAGCGCGACUCAAAGUUGAUACACAGAACUUUCGAAGAAGUGCAGGCUUGCCAGAAAAAAGAGCAGGCCAAAUUUGUCGCCAAAUCCGGCGUGAGCUUGAAUAAGCAUACCCGGCAGUCGAACAUCUCGUUCGCCGAGCUUACAAGUGAUCUGAACGAGCUCGAGGUCCACGAUGGUUCUCAUCAACGGCGUAACGUCUCACGAGUGAGCUUCUGCGAACGCCGGACGUCGCGAACCCUUUCUCAGGCAGACAUGGACCACGACUGGCGUAUGAGGCCCGAAUCGGAAGACGCUUCUGCGGUCGGGCCUGAUUUGAAGAUACAAACACUUGAUACCACGUCAAAUAGAGCAUCUAUACUGCUUUCGCCCCGGAAGGGAGGCUUCCAGCAGAACUCUUCGACGCACACAGUCGCCGACAGACGAUCGAGAUUCAACUUUAAGAAAUUAUUCUCCGAGAAGAAAGCGUCGGACAAGUCGAAUGCAGCCUGGAGGACAGUCGAAGUAGCAUCAUAG